Molecule: messenger RNA, 2279 nt
Organism: Egretta garzetta (little egret)
Lineage: Eukaryota; Metazoa; Chordata; Aves; Pelecaniformes; Ardeidae
Gene: THAP5
Product: THAP domain containing 5
Exons: 3
Coding region: 585-1697 (370 amino acids)
Cellular component (GO): nucleus
Source: RefSeq, a predicted model, not a curated record
AGCGCCGAAGGCUCUUGAGGAGGGGCAGAGGAGUCACGAAGUGAAAACCGGGGAGAUUCGACUGAAAAAUAAAAUUGGCGCUUCUAACCGUGAGGCUGCCCAGCUGUUAGAGCUAAGUGGCACCGGUUACCCCCUUUUCCCCAAGCGCGGCUGCCUUCGUGGAAGGGGCGUUUCAGCAGGGCGAGCACGAGUGGAGAGGCAUUGCCUUGGUGGUGAAGGAGCCGAGUGCCCUGUCUGACAGCCGGCAAGCGAAGCCGAGGGCCUAACAGGGCAGGAAAACAAACAUGUGUCGAUUCUUCAGAAUUAAAUAUUGCCACGGGAGUUAUUUGCCUACGCUGCUGACAGAGGCGUUGCUGGUUUGUUUGGAGGCAGCUGAGCUAGCUGGAAGCUAACUGGCUUCGUUGCCAAAAAAAAAAUAACCACAACGGUUUAUGGUGGCUGCAUAGUACUAUCCAUCCACCUGAGUGAUUAGUCACCGUCCCAGGCCCGCAGUGCCUUCCGUAUUGUUGCGGUUAUGUGGCUGUUGAUUCCCAGAAUGAUUUCCACUUCAUGAUAAAGAGAGACUUGAGAAAUGGCUGCGGAAUAUGAAGCGAGAUGCGUGGACUCCGAGUAAACACCAGCUUCUAUGCAGUGAUCAUUUUACCCCCGAUUCCCUUGAUGUGCGAUGGGGUAUACGAUACUUGAAACAUACUGCUGUACCAACAAUUUUCUCUUCCCCAGGUGAUGAGGAAAAAGAUUCUUCUCAGAACAGCCCACAAGAGAGAAAGAGAGAAGACCUGGAAAAAACAAAUACAAAUGUAGUGUCAGAGAAAGCACCUGUAUCACUUGAACCUUAUAUACCAAAGAAAAUUCCUGUAAUUGCAGAAAACGUAGAUGAAAAAGUAGAAGUAGUUUGCUCUGCUGCAUUGAGUAACCCUUUACAAGUUCAAAAACUGCAACUUAUAAACACAGAAGACUUUCAGGCAGACAGUGUCAUUCUUGAUAAUUCCUCUGAGCAACAAACACAGCAACCUAAUCCUAUUGUAAUGGCAACAGCAGUUCAGAGCAUGGAAGCUACCAGUGUUCACGCUUCUGUGGAGGAUCCAGUAGGUUGUACAACUACAGUCUUGCAAUUUACAGACCCUGACUACUUGAAUUCACCGCUGAAACUGAAAAAUGCUUUAAGUUCAAUUACUGACUAUGCAAUUGAAAAUCCUAACUCUCAUAUUGUAGGCUGCACUGUUGAAGUACAGCCAACAAGUGAAAAUGCAGUUUUACUGAGUACAGUCACGCAAACUAUUGAGCAGUUCAGUGGAAGUGAAGAAUCUGUCAUCGCUAUUAUUGUGCCAGCUGAGAGUCCAGAAAAGCCUGAAAUAGUAAAUAGUUCUUUCCUGCCUAUUAAGCAAGAGUUUCUUGACACAGAGGAGACAGAAACAGCUAAAUCUGUGUAUAUGAGUGCAUAUGGUGGAAGUGAAGUACUACAAACUGAGCAUUCAUACUGCAAACAAGACAUAGACAGAGAUCACCUUUGGCAAAAAAUUUCAAAGCUCCACUCUAAGAUAACUCUACUUGAAAUGCAGGAGAUAAAAACUUUGAAGAGACUCAGGUCCUUGGAAGCUCUUAUUGGACAACUGAAGCAAGAAAACCUGCUUUCUGAAGAAAAGCUGAAGAUUGUAGAAAACUGCUUUACAACACUUGAAGUGACUAUGAUACAGUAAAGGCUUUCAAUGAUUGUUCUAAAAUAUCUUUUUAGCCUCUUUGACUGUCCUUUUGGACAAAUUAACUUUUGUUUCAGUCUUUGUAUUUUAAACAUUUAAUGCAAAUUGUGUGAAUAGCAAAUACUCUUUAAAAAUAUUACGUCAACCACUACCAAAGCUAGGUGGUAGAAUAUUGCUUAUAAAACAUGACUUGCAAGUAAGAUUUAGAAAAAAAAAUAAAACCUGUUAAAGUUCUGUUAAAAAGUGUAUUAAUUGUAUCAGUAAAGGUAAGUUAAACCUUUCUAGCUGCAGGCUCCUCUGAAACACACAACUCCUGCAUUUGGGGCAGCAGUAGAAUAGACAGAAUAAACAUGUAGGAUGGACAAUUACAAAAUUGUUGGUUUUUAAAAAAAAAGAAAAAAGCAUCCCAAUUCUCUUUCAAAUGAGUAAUGAGGUAUAAGAUGUGUAAUACAUGUUGUCCAAUGAGGCCAUGAUUACUCCUUUAUCUUCUGUUCAUCUAACAUUCAUUCUGAUAGUUUUUUGUACACUUUAACCUUAUUAAAAUUGUUAAAUUGUUUCUGCAAUAAAAGGUGUUUCCUUUCA